GUCUAAAUACGGUAAAAGCAUGGACGCAAAACCCAGCCGCCGCCAUUUUGAAAGGUGUUAGAUUCACCACGUGAGGAGGAAGUGAGUGAGGAAAGAAGACGGAGCAAUCGAGCGGCGCGGCUGAAGCAGGCGAACCUGAGCCAUCACUCAACUCUACUCGUCUUGACUACCCGGGCUAACUUUAGCUACAUGUGCUGAGGUCGAGGGGGAAACGGAUCUCAACUGCAACGAUGCCGACAGUUACUUUACCGCCGAAAGAGAACGCUCUCUUCAAGAGGAUUUUGCGAUGUUACGAACACAAGCAGUACAGAAAUGGGCUCAAGUUCUGCAAACAAAUUCUGUCCAACCCCAAGUUCGCAGAGCAUGGAGAGACCCUGGCGAUGAAGGGAUUGACCCUGAACUGUCUGGGGAAGAAGGAGGAGGCCUACGACCUGGUGAGAAGAGGCCUGCGCAAUGAUCUCAAGAGCCACGUCUGCUGGCAUGUAUACGGCCUACUGCAACGCUCGGAUAAGAAGUACGAUGAGGCCAUCAAGUGUUAUCGCAACGCUCUGAAGUGGGACAAGGACAACCUGCAGAUCCUCCGAGACCUGUCCCUGCUGCAGAUCCAGAUGAGAGACCUGGAGGGCUACAGGGAGACACGGUACCAGCUGUUGCAGCUGCGUCCUGCGCAGCGGGCCUCCUGGAUCGGCUACGCCAUCGCCUAUCACCUCCUGGAAGACUACGAAAUGGCUGCAAAGAUCAUUGAAGAGUUUCGGAAAACACAACAGACGUCUCCAGACAAAGUGGACUACGAAUACAGCGAGCUGCUGCUGUACCAGAAUCAGGUGCUGAGAGAAGCAGGCCUUUACAAGGAGGCUCUGGAGCAUCUGUCCAACUAUGAGAAGCAGAUCUGUGACAAACUGGCUGUAGAGGAGACUCGAGGAGAGUUGCUGUUGAAGUUGGAGCGUCUGGAUGAUGCAACAGAGGUCUACCGCCGUCUGCAGGAGAGGAACCCAGAGAACUGGUCCUAUUACCGUGGCUUGGAAAAUGCCCAAAAGCCAGGCGGUGUAGAAGAGAGACAAAAGAUCUAUGAAGACGCCUGGGAGAAGUUCCCUAAAGGACUGGUUCCUCGCCGACUGCCCCUCAACUUCCUCUCUGGUGAGAAGUUCCGAGAGUGUCUGGACCGGUAUCUGCGGUUGAACUUCAGUAAAGGCUGUCCGCCAGUCUUUACCACCCUUAAAUCACUGUACAACAACAAAGAAAAGGUGUCAAUAAUAGAAGAGUUGGUCGUCAGCUAUGAAACCACAUUAAAAAGCUGCAGAAUGUUCAACCAGAACGAUGACGGUAAGGAGGAACCGCCCACCACGUUGCUCUGGGUGCAGUACUUCCUGGCGCAGCACUACGACAUCAUUGACCAACAGACACUGGCUCUAGAAUACAUCAACGCAGCCAUUGAGAGCACACCUACGCUCAUUGAACUUUUCCUUAUAAAAGCUAAGAUUUACAAGCAUGCUGGGAACAUCAAAGAGGCUGCUCAGUGGAUGGAUGAGGCACAGGCUCUGGACACCGCUGACCGAUUCAUCAACUCCAAGUGUGCCAAGUACAUGCUGAAGGCUGGUAUGGUCAAAGAGGCCGAGGAAAUGUGCUCCAAGUUCACCCGGGAGGGAGCGUCUGCAGUGGAGAACCUCAACGAGAUGCAGUGCAUGUGGUUCCAGACGGAGUGUGCACUCGCCUACAAGUCCAUGAACAAGUUUGGGGAGGCCCUCAAGAAGUGCCACGAGAUUGAAAGGCAUUUUGUGGAGAUCACAGACGACCAGUUUGAUUUCCACACCUACUGCAUGAGAAAGAUGACGCUACGCUCCUACGUGGACCUGCUGAAGCUGGAGGACGUGCUUCGGAUGCAUCCCUUCUACUACAAGACUGCUGUCAGUGCCAUCCAGAUCUACCUGAGCCUCCAUGACAAUCCCCUGACUGACGACAGCAAGGAGCUGCAGGCCGAAACUGCUAACUUCUCAGACAAAGAGCUGAAGAAGCUGCGGAACAAGCAGCGGAGAGCCCAGAAGAAGGCCCAGCUGGAGGAGGAGAAGAAGAUUGCAGAGAAAGAGAAGCAGCUUAAGAACCAGAAGAAGAAGAAGGAAGAUGACGACGAGGAGAUCGGAGGACCCAAGGAGGAACUAAUUCCUGACAAGCUGGUCAAGGUUGAAUAUCCACUGGAAGAAGCGGUCAAAUUCCUGAUACCUCUCAAACACCUGGUCAAGGACAAAAUAGACACACACCUCCUGGCCUUUGAGAUCUACUUUAGAAAAGAAAAAUACCUGCUGAUGCUCCAAUCUGUGAAGAGGGCGUUGGCCAUUGACCCAGACCAUCCAUGGUUACACCAGUGUCUAGUACGCUUCUUUAAAGGAGUCUCAGAGAGCACGGAGCUGCCAGAGGUGGUCCGGACGGUGCUGAAGCAGGAGAUCACCCGGCUGUUCGGAGACAGCAACGCGAUGAGCUUCAACCAGGCCUACCUCACCAAGCACUCUAACUCCAUACCACACCGACUGGCUGCUGCGAAGAUGAUGGUGUAUCUGGACUCAUCGACAGAAUCCAAGGCAGCAGAGCUGGCCACUGCACUAGAUGAGUCACUCAACAACAGAACCAUACAGAUCUGCACGGAGGUCCUGGAGUGUCUUCGGGGAGCUGUGCUGGGCGACUGUAAGGAGCGCGCAGAGUCGUACCGUGCAGAGUGUCGCAAGCUUUACCCGUACACAUUAGCUUUUACACCUCCGGGAUACGAGGAGAACACCAAGAUCGCCAAUGGAGAUCUUUCCACGGAAACGGAGGAGCUAGCCAAUGAGAUGUGAGCGCGAUGGAACAGCAAAUGAGAGAAGGAAUUGGGCCGAGCACGGAGCCUUGUGGUACGCCUGGCAGCCAUUUUGUAGAGCCAGACACGGGGAAGCGAAAAUGUGUGUUUCGUUCUUUGGCUCGGCUUAAUCAGGUCUGUCCUGGCAUGGCUUGGCUCUCUCCCACGUGGUGGAAAUCAGGACUGUGUGUGUGUGUGUGUGUGUGUGUUUGUGUUUGUUGAGAGCAUGUGUGCGGUUGUGUAUUUGUGGGAAAGAGGGGGGGGGGGGGGGGGGUUGAAGAGGAAGAUAACGGAAUGGCCAUUUUACUUUUUUAAUAAAGCUGACAUCCAAGCUGAAAAUUAAAAUAAACAAUAGUUAUUGGCAAACUGUCGGGAGAGACUGUGACGGACUGACACGACUGUCUGUUUCCUUGGAGAUGAUCAACAACGGUGACCGCAACCACUCGAGUUUGACUCAGUGCUUUUCUGACACACGCCUAUCGCACACUGCGUUCCCCCUUAUUUUUAAAAGCUCAUUUAAAUGAUAAUAGGACACAACUGUCACUGGGGGACGGGAGACUGAGCUGAGUGGAUCUGAUCUCUGACGGAUCUGUAGGAAGCUAAGCAGGAGGAGUUACUGAAGACCCAAAGUAGACACUGAGGACAUCCAGCAACCACAGGCACAUCUGUAUCUGUCUACAUGUGGCAGGGCAGCAGAGUGUGAGCAAGGCUCCAGCUCUGCCGGCGUACAGCACGAAGGACCUUGCCUCACAUGUGAACAGUCUUUUUCUUCUUUUUUUUCCCCUCACAGUUCCUGUUUAAACUUUUGGAAUAUGUAAUCCUUUGUCUGUUAUAAUGGAGCACCUUGUAGCACAGAUUAAAAACUAAAGGUUGUGUGAUGUGCGCCAUUUCAAGUACAGUGAUUCUGUUUAACACUUUUACAUAAUUGAGAGUUGGAUUGAUCUAAGCAAUACCAUAGACACCUUCCUGUCCUAAAUGGAUGACUGAAACUCUUAUUGAUGAUACUCAUUGCUAGAACGGGUUCUCCUGGCAGUCACUUGCGUUGUUGCUGUUGUCACUUGUUAGAAAUGGUUUUAUCUGCAUGUACACAGGGACUCUUAACAGUCUGAAGUAGGAUGUUUCCACUCCGAGGGGCUCUUCUCUGCUAAUUAAAAUGGCUCCUCAAAAGGUCAGAGUUCAGCAUCCAAGCCCAUUGCCCGAAGUGACAGAAGGGAAAAUGUUAACUACUGCAUCUGGAAUUUGUUAUUUUAUCUGUUCCGCCCUCUUUUUUUCCCCCAAUAAUCUAUUUUCUUCCCCGUUUUCCUCUGAUUUGGGUUCUAAUGUGAAAGAUGAAAUCUGAGAUGGAAAUGUAUGAUAUCUCUGGAUUUUUGUAUUAAAACCAAACGAAAGAAAACAAAU
This is a messenger RNA of Cyclopterus lumpus (lumpfish), 4222 nucleotides long. Its product is annotated as N-alpha-acetyltransferase 15, NatA auxiliary subunit-like. Gene Ontology annotation, molecular function: protein binding; protein-N-terminal amino-acid acetyltransferase activity. The record is from RefSeq and is a predicted model, not a curated record. Gene Ontology annotation, cellular component: cytoplasm; NatA complex. Gene Ontology annotation, biological process: N-terminal peptidyl-methionine acetylation. NCBI's taxonomy places the organism in Eukaryota, Metazoa, Chordata, Actinopteri, Perciformes, Cyclopteridae. The transcript has 20 exons. Bases 231 to 2825 code for a protein of 864 amino acids.